Daphnia pulicaria is the source of this 1787-nucleotide messenger RNA. RefSeq names its product gamma-tubulin complex component 4-like. Bases 9 to 1727 code for a protein of 572 amino acids. Gene Ontology annotation, cellular component: spindle pole; centrosome; gamma-tubulin complex. The record is from RefSeq and is a predicted model, not a curated record. Gene Ontology annotation, biological process: cytoplasmic microtubule organization; meiotic cell cycle; mitotic cell cycle. The transcript has 3 exons. Gene Ontology annotation, molecular function: gamma-tubulin binding; microtubule minus-end binding. Lineage: Eukaryota; Metazoa; Arthropoda; Branchiopoda; Diplostraca; Daphniidae.
UUACAAAAAUGAUAAGAGAAUUGUUAUUCAUGUUGAGUGGUCAACCUGGUGCACUUUUUGUUAAGAAAGAUAAUGGACAAUUUGAAAUGUGUUCAGCAAUUGCUGAUGUUGGCUUGUGCCAAUCUGAGAAAGAAAUCAUUAAACCAUUGCUCAAAAUCGGCUCAAAUGUAGCCUUCCUCAACGAAUUUGCCGAAGACAGAAAAAUGAACAGUCUUUACCUGGAAGUCAUCAAACAGUCCAUAGCAAAAUGUGUCACCGAGUUUCAAGAGGAACUUUUGGUUAUUGAAGUAGAAAUUCUGGAAGGAUCAUCAAUGUUGGGGGUGACUGGUAUUCAUUCAAAGAUCAUGCCACACACUCUGCUGCUCAAAUAUUUGAAGGAAUUGGUGGAUGCCAUUAAGUUGCAAGAGCCAAACUGUCUGCUGAUGGACACUAUUCAACACUAUCGUGAUCACUGUGGAGUCUCUAAAAUCAUUGCUACAUUUCAGCAGAUCUACAAUGUUUGCCUUAAAGUUCUUCACAAGCAAUUAGUGUCAUGGCUGUUGUUUGGAAAGCUUUUAGAUCCAUACAAUGAAUUUUUUAUCCAUCUAGAUGGUUCCAAAAAUUUUGUCAUCAAUGGUGAAAAGAUACCCAAUUGCUUGAGUGUGUCCCUUGCCCAGCAAGUUUUGUUUGUCGGAGAAUCAGUUGUAGCUCUCAGUGAAGCCCAAGACCUCAGCGAAGAGGACUGGGAGUUUAUGGGCAAACUGCGAAAGAUUCCUUUCGAAAACAUUGUAGAAAUUAUUCGACAGUGUCGCGAUCAAAUGGCCAGAAGGCUAUGGAACUUGGUGACUGAAAAGGAUCGACUCAACCGCAGUCUCAACAUGAUUCUUAACACUUUCUUGAUGAAGAAGGGCGACAUCUUUGCCUAUUUUAUUCAUCAGACGGAAAGUAUCCUUGACGGACAAUUCACUCCGGUCCAGUUGGUUGCCAAUCAAUUCGCCUUACAACAGAGACUGAUGAACUCACUCAAGAAAUAUCUAGAAGAAGAAGAGGCUGAAAUCGAGCGACUGUCGGUGAACAUCAUACCGGAUGUACAAGGCCAAGGAUGGGAACGUGUUUUCCUCGAGUACAAGACUGAAUGGCCUCUUGGAGUGCUGAUCUUCACGCCUGAAACUAUGCAAACCUACAACAAGAUUUUCCGGCUGCUAUUGAAUUUGCGGCGCAUCCAGUUGAACUUGAACGGAUUGUGGAAAAAUCUGGUCGUGUUGGAUAAGCCGGUACUGGAAUUGAGAUGGAACCUGCAACACGUCCUCAUCCAUCUAAGCCAGUACAUCCAGAUCGAUGUCAUUGAAGUACAAAAAUCUAUUAUGGAUCGUCAAAUUGAUCAGUGUCAAGACUUUGACAAAUUCCGAUCUGCACACGCCAACUUUCUUGUCGUCAUUGCCGCACAAACUUUUCUACACGUCCCAGCAAUGCAAGCCUGUUUCAAGGACCUCAUACAUUUGGCUCUGAAAUUCUGUGGGUUCUUUGCCAAUGACAGAAAGGAAGGACUGAUGCCUCUUGUUGCUGAGCUCAACCUGGAAUUCGAGAGACUGAUGCAGUUACUUUUCUCCUUACUAAACGGAAUGUACCAGCAGAGUUCGGGAACGACGAUGGAGCCCAUUGCACAGCUGCUGCUGAGACUAGACUUUAACUAUUAUCUGACAGAAGGUUUGCAGGCAAAGUCGAAUCGCACAAUUGGGGAAAUUUGAUGUAAUGUACAGAAUAGAAAAAAACAAAUUGAGAUUAUAAACUUGGUAAGCUGGAUAAAA